UUGUACGUGCCCUCAAAUUGAUAAACCCUUGAAAGACAAUAAUCUCGUGCGCGAGCAAACUCCAAUAAUUUUUAGGAAAACAACACCUAAAAAUAGGCCAUCACCUUCCCUGUCGCAGUUUGGCAGCUGUUGUUUUCAAUCACCUUGGAAAAAAUCGUAAACGCUGAGAUAGACGGACAAGUUGACUGAUGUGUUGACCACAGAUAUUGACCCAACGACAUCAAACAGACAGAGAAAUGUGGCGACGGAUCUCGGAAGACGACAGAGGAGUUGAACACAAUGUGAAACAUUGCUGAAGAUUGUUCAAGAUUGGCCGGAUUUGCAACAAACACACGUACAGUAAUCAAGAUUAAGGGCGAGGAAUUCGUAUGCGCAUUCAUUUGCACUUCUUUAUUUUUAGCCCAAGUGGUGUGCGGCUAAAGUGUGGAUUGUCUGGUGUUGACUGACUGUCAUAGAUACUGGGCGUCGUCAAGGGCACACAUGGCCCAUACAGUGCAGGACCACCAGAUGGCACAGCCCCAGGCAGCAGUGUUGUCUCUCCCUCCCUCCGGCCAGGCUAAAAGAUGGACAGUGUUGGACUCCCUGCUAUGUGGAGCAUUGGCAGGAGCUGUGGCCAAAACAGUCAUAGCUCCUCUGGACAGAACCAAGAUCAUCUUCCAAGUGUCUUCACAAAGAUUCUCUGCUAAGGAAGCCUUCAGACUCCUCUACUGUACAUACAUGAAAGAUGGCUUCCUCAGUCUGUGGAGGGGCAACUCUGCCACCAUGGUGCGGGUCAUCCCCUACGCUGCCAUCCAGUUCUGCUCCCACGACCAGUACAAGAGAAUCCUGGGGGAAUCCUAUGGCUUCCAGGGAAAAGCCCUUACUCCUUUUCCACGUUUCCUGGCAGGGUCGUUGGCUGGCACCACAGCUGCCAUGCUCACCUACCCCCUGGACAUGGUGCGGGCCAGGAUGGCAGUGACACCCAGACAAAUGUACAGCAACAUUAUGCACGUGUUUGUGCGCAUUACACAGGAGGAGGGCAUUAAGACCCUGUACAGAGGCUUCUGCCCGACCAUCCUGGGAGUGAUCCCAUACUCAGGAAUCACCUUCUUCACAUAUGAGACCCUCAAGAAACUACAUGCAGAGAGGACUAGGCGGUCCCAGCCGUACUCCUACGAGCGUCUGGCGUUUGGCGCGUGUGCUGGCCUGAUCGGCCAGUCGGCCUCUUACCCGCUGGACGUGGUUCGCCGACGCAUGCAGACGGCAGGGGUGACGGGCCAACAGUACGGCAGCGUCCUGAACACCAUGAAAUCGAUCGUGGUGCAGGAGGGUGUGGUGCGUGGACUCUACAAGGGCCUCAGUAUGAACUGGAUCAAAGGGCCUAUUGCUGUGGGGGUCAGCUUCACCACCUUUGACCUCAUGCACAACCUCCUGCACAAGUUGCACCAGUUGGGAUACUUCACACACUGAGCCAGCAGAGGGAGCCAGAGGAAAGGUUCACUGUUGGGACUAGAGUUGUCGUCCGUCGGUCACAGACACAAUAUGGAUCCUCUGCAAGUCAGAUAGGGAUUGAAAGGGGAGGGUGGAUACUGGACAGACAGAAGGAGGCAGAAGCUGUCAGUUUAUUUAAGCGCACAUCCUCUGACACACAUUAAGCACGCACAGCCAGACCACCCACUCUUGCUGUUGAUGGAUGGGAUGUCUGUACUAAGGCUAAAAUAAGUGUCCUCAAACAGGGUAGAUGUGUGCAUGAGUUUGCAGUAUGAGAAUGUGAAUGAUUUUACAUUUCCAGUCCUGAUAUUUGUUUGAGAUUGUGGUAUUAUCUCUGGUAAGGGCACUUAAUGUGGCUGGAGAUAUUCAGAGGCGAAGAACUUUACAAUCGGUUCAUUUUAGUAUGGAAUUUGAUCAACUAUGCUCACAAUGUUUUCUGUUGCUUUAAACUGAAGAUUCACUUAUAUUUUCAAACAUGCAUUGCUGCUUUUUUUCUUGAUUAUUUCAGGGCUUGUUGCAGCUGUAAUCCGCUGCUCUGCUCACUUUUGCAUUUAGCAUCAACGUUUCAUGGAAGAGUCACCUAGUGGGCCUUGCUGCCAGACAAUAUAAUCUGAUUGUUGAUAGUUUCUUGAUUGCUGGUAGUUGGGAAUGUAGUCUUGUUCCAAAGAGCUUGUUGCUGUUUUUUUACGGUUAAAAAUGUCAAUUUUAUGACGUGCCAAGAUGGAAUGUACUGUCAGGAAAAGUAUUGCCACCCUUGAUAAAGAUGAGCAAAAAAUACUGUAUAAAAUAAAUACAAGUACUGAGCUA
Molecule: messenger RNA, 2277 nt
Organism: Salvelinus namaycush (lake trout)
Lineage: Eukaryota; Metazoa; Chordata; Actinopteri; Salmoniformes; Salmonidae
Product: mitochondrial coenzyme A transporter SLC25A42-like
Exons: 8
Coding region: 481-1449 (322 amino acids)
Biological process (GO): transmembrane transport
Cellular component (GO): mitochondrial inner membrane
Source: RefSeq, a predicted model, not a curated record